AUGCCAUUCGGAUUGGCAAAUGCUCCGUCUAUAUUUCAAAGGACAAUGAAUAAAAUACUCGCAGAAGCUAAAAUAAAAUAUGCUUUAAUUUAUAUGGAUGAUGUUUUAAUUCCAGCUAAGUCUUAUUCUGAAGGAAUAAAUCAACAAGAAAAUUCAUUUAUUACAUUAAAAAGUAAAUUAGUGGAAAGACCUAUAUUGGCACUCUAUGAUCAAAAGCUUGAAACUGAAUUGCAUACAGAUGCGUCUAAAAUAGGUAUAGCUGGAAUCUUAUUGCAAAAAGGGGCUGAUAAUUUGUUACGACCCGUUGCUUAUUAUAGUCGAAAAAAUACUAGUGAAGAGCAAAGGAUGCAUUCAUUCGAACAAGAGACACUUGCGGUAAUAUCUUCAUUAAACAGGUUUAGAGUAUAUUUAUUAGGCAUAAAAUUUAAAAUUGUAACAGACUGUAGUGCCUUGCGUACAACUUUUACAAAACGUGAUCUUACUCCACGUAUAGCGAGGUGGUGGAUUCAAUUUCAAGAGUUUGAUUGUGAAAUUGAAUAUCGACCAGGGAAUAAAAUGGGCCAUGUCGAUGCGCUUAGUAGGGGUCCUGUUAAUGAUUCUAAUCCGGAUACUGACUUACAAAUAUUAGACGUAUUAAAUUUCACCACUGAAGAUUGGAUAGCUACUAUACAGAAUAAUGAUGAGGAAAUUAAGAGAAUAAAGGAAAUACUGGAAUCAAAAAAUACUAAAGAUACCGUUGAUAUAUAUAAUAAUUAUCAGUUGAAAGGGGGUAAGGUUUACAGAAACAUAGAUGGAGGUAUUAGAUGGGUUGUACCAAGGGGUGUUCGAUGGCAAAUUCUACGCAUGAAUCACGAUGAUAUCGGUCACUUCGGAUUCGAAAAAACUCUUGAACGCGUAAGAUCUACAUAUUGGUUUCCUAAAAUGAGAAAAUUUAUUAAGAAAUAUUGUAAUUCAUGCCUAGAAUGUGCAUAUCAUAAAGUUCCGGGAGCUGCGUGUGCCAACAAAGGUGUAUUGUCUUAUAAUCCAACUGAACCACAAUUCGACACGACCGGAAAUCAAAAGCAA
Molecule: messenger RNA, 1065 nt
Organism: Brenthis ino (lesser marbled fritillary)
Lineage: Eukaryota; Metazoa; Arthropoda; Insecta; Lepidoptera; Nymphalidae
Source: the annotation of a GenBank genome assembly